AUGGAGAAGACAAGAUGGUUUUUGAUCAUGGCGGCACUCCUUACAGACCUUCGUAUCUCGGAAAAUUUUGAAGUCAUCUCUCCUCAGAGCAUAACAGGGCUUGUUGGCAAAGAUACAGUCCUUCUCUGCCAGAUCUCUUCCACAAAGCCACUGGACAGUAUAGAAGUGCAGUGGAAGAAAAUCACAGCUGGGCAAAUGGAGACCGUGCACCUAUACAAGCAACAGAGUGGUGACAUUCCAGGGCCAAAAUAUGCUGGGCGAACUGCAUUGCCAAAGGAUGGAUUUGCCUCCGGGAAUGUGUCUCUAGUACUAAAGAGAGUCCAACCAGCAGAUGAGGGAACAUACAGCUGCAUCGUGAAGUCCAGAGACUGGAGUGCUGACAACACCACUACACUCAUCACUGCAGGCGCUGCUUUUCCACAAACAUCUCCCUGGUUGUUUGCCUUCUGGAUAUUGCUUGUCAUAUUUCUCCUCUCAAUUGCUGCCACUGCUUUCAUGGUCUUUAAAGAAAAACGGAAGACUUCUGAUGAAGAAACUGCAGAAGAAGAGAAUUUAAACAAACAACAUGCCCUAAGAAGAGAACUAGAUUUCAGAAAGGCUCGAAGCUACAUGGUGGUCAUCACCUUGGAUAAAAUGCAGAAACACUCCGAACUCACUAUUUCUUCUGAUCAGAGAACAGUCUAUCACGAGUCCCCAGCCCGGGAGCCUGCUGUUGAGCACCAGCUCCCUAUCGUGGUGGCAAAAGAGGGUUUUUCAUGUGGGCGGCAGUACUGGGAGGUGCAGGUGUGGGAUGGGUUGGACUGGGAGGUUGGGUUGAUGACAGAGUCUGUGAGGCAGGGCCUGAAAGAAGGAAGCUGGCAGGACCUCCCUGAGCAUGGUGUCUGGUCACUGAAGAGGAACAACGAGGAAUUUUGGCCUGAGGAGGCCAACACUGUGAUACAGGAGAGAACUGAAAAACCAUCAUUGGUUGGGGUGGACCUGGACCUUUCAGAGCACGAACUAUCCUUUUAUGAUGCUGCAGUUUCAGCCUCUAUCCUGAAAGUUCCCAUUGAAGGAUCAACACAGUUUUACCCAUUCUUGAGGCCAGGCCUUGCUGAGGCAGGAGGGAAAGGGAAACCCCUCAGCAUCAACAGCGACACAUCCUGGGAUUUCCCACAGACGUUUAAGACCAAUAAAAGAUAUUUAGCUGAUGCCUUUUGGUCAUUGAGUAUUGCAGUGAUGAUGGAAAAUAUGUUAUCUGCAAGAGAAAAAGUCAUGGAGUAUAGGAUUAAGGCAAAGGACACCGUCACCCUCACUUGUGUGGUGCCUCCAGAUACACCUGUGACACGAGCUUUCUUCUGCCGAGAUGGGAAAGAAAUUGUGGUCCUCGCCAAGGAUAAAUCCAAGUUCUUCUUUGAGUACACCUGGCAAGCAACCCUUCAAAGCACAGGAACAUACUUCUGCCACUAUCAGCACAAGGAUGAGCAAAACCAGGAGAGGAAUUCCCUUCCUAGCAAUCCCCGGUUCCUGGAAGUUACAGCACAAGGUACCUGCAAGCACAGCUUAGCAGAGAUUGGG
Tinamus guttatus (white-throated tinamou) is the source of this 1557-nucleotide messenger RNA. The record is from RefSeq and is a predicted model, not a curated record. NCBI's taxonomy places the organism in Eukaryota, Metazoa, Chordata, Aves, Tinamiformes, Tinamidae.